AUGGAGGCACCGCUGGCGCCAGGGGCGGCCAACGGCACCAUACGGGCUCCAAGCCCAGCACCACCCUUGAUGGACCCCCAGAUCAUCGUCGACCACCUGGAAAAGGUUCUCAGCGUGAAUCUGGACGCCUCGCCUCAGGAUCUCCGCGCACCCGGCAGUCUGCUCUCCCCGGCCAAACUCACCGAUACGAUACAGCGCUGCUCUCGCUUUGCCUCGGAGGGCCAGUCGGUCCUGUAUCUGAUCAAGGACAAGACGGACGAUGCGCAUGUCGACGCACUGGAUGGCUCAAAUGGCAGGCGCUCCCCGAUACUCUUGAAUGUGGAAGGAUCGAGCACACCACUGACGUCUGCAGGUACCGCCCAGCACUACACGUACACUGUCUCUACCGAACUCACGGCUUCGCGCAACUGCGCUCAGUUUGUUGUCAUUUCCAAGCGCCCGAUACCCAUAGACCCUUCGAUACCCCUUUCCGCCCAAGUCCAUAUUUCCACUUUCCCUGGUUUUAUUCUUCCUAAUAAUGCAUCUUCCCAAGACGGCACUCCCUUGGAGUUUCUUCAUUCCCUCCUUCAGUCUGCCUUUGAACCGUACUUUGACACCUACACCAAGACCCAGCGCAACGGGUCCAGCGCCUACAACAAGGGCGACAAUGAUGCCAGGACCGGCUUUUCAGCGGCCAAGAAGAAGAUGGCGGAAUUGGCGCUCAGCUUGCAGCAUUUGCAGCAAAAUGUUGAGAUCCCAGAGUUGCUGCUGCCCCUGCACCCCAUGAUUCAGAAUGCAUUGGACGAUGCGAAUCAGAAGGGCAUCAAGCCUUCGCCCGACCUCAUUCCCCCGGCCAUUGUGCAGGAUAGCAGUUUUUUGAAUGGGCUUCAGGCGACUGUGAAUGGAUGGAUCAAGUCGAUACAGACCAUUACCAAGACUACGCGCGAUGUGUCAACGGGGACAGCCGCCCAGGAAAUCAACUUCUGGAUUUCCAUGGAGUCGCGCCUGCAGGACAUCGAGACACAGUUGGGGAGUCCGGGUGUAAGGCUGACAUUGGAUGUACUCAAAAAUGCAAAGCGUUUCCAAGCCACUGUGUCCUUCAGUGCAGAUACUGGACUCAAAGAGAGUACCGAUCUGGUGCAAAAGUAUAAUCAGCUCAUGCGCGAGUUUCCUCUUGACCAACUGCUUUCUUCUACCUCCCUAGGAGCGGUCCAGGAAGCCAUUCAGGCCAUCUUCAGCCACAUGAACAAGAAGCUCCGUAUCUGCCCCUAUCCUGUCCGCCGAGCGCUACCUCUCGUAGAGGCUAUUUCUGGAGAUCUCGACAGUCAACUGCACAAACUUCUGCACGGCAAGACCCUUAUGCACAUGGACUACCCCGAGUUUCAGGCCAUCAUGGAGAUUGCAGACAGCAUCUGGCGCACUUGGGAGGAGAAUGUCAAAGAGUUCACCAAUGUUGCUCGUGAAGUCACGAGGCGAAGGAACGAAAAGUUCAUUCCUAUAAAGAUUGCGGCGAGACACAAGGAAACCGAGGAGCGUAUUCGGUACAUCACAACCUUUCGCAAGAAUCACGAGCAGCUGCAACGGACUAUUGUCAGCGUUCUUGGCUCUCAGUCGUCGCUAUCCGACGGUUCGCAAACCAAGGAGUCGGUCAUUAUCGAGGAGAUUGGUGAUGUAGACGCCGUCAAGGAAGUCAAGGAGGCCUACGACGUCCUCAAGGAUGUCGAUGUCCUGGAUGUCUCUCAGGAAGGGAUUCGCCUCUUUGAGCAGGCCGAGCAAAAGUACAACGAGCGCACCUCGCGUGUCGAGAACUCGAUCAUCGCUAGGCUGAGGGAUCGCCUUGGUACCGCAAAGACUGCUAGCGAGAUGUUCCGCGUCUUCUCCAAGUUCAACCCUCUAUUUGUCCGACCGAAGAUUAGGGGAGCCAUCUCGGAGUACCAGACCCAGCUUAUUGAUAAUGUCAAGCAGGACAUUUUAGCUCUUCACGAGCGCUUCAAGCGACAGUAUGGCAAUUCGGAAGCCCAUGCCAUGGCCCAGCUUCGCGACUUCCCUCCCGUCUCGGGUGCCGUGAUUUGGGCCCGUCAAAUCGAGACACAGCUGGAGAGCUACAUGGGCAAGGUAGAGGACAUUCUUGGCAAAGACUGGGCGCUCCAUGCCGAAGGCCAGAAACUCCAGGCAGAGAGUAGCAUGUUCAAGAAGAAGCUUGACACCCGGCCUAUCUUUGAGUCGUGGCUUCAGGAAGUUGCGAGGAGGAAGCUGUCCAUCUCGGGACGCUUGUUUCACGUCAGCAAGAAUCGCGCGGCUGGUAACAUCCUUGAACUCGGUGUCAAUUUCGAUGCGCAGGUUAUAGCACUAUUCAAGGAAGUGCGAAACCUAACGUGGCGCGGCUACCAGGUACCCCAUGGCAUCAACAAUAUCUCCAAGGAGGCUAAGCGAGUCUAUCCAUAUGCUGUCAGCCUAAUGGAGAGUGUGCGCACAUACACUCAGACUGUACGCUCAAUUAGUGAAAUGACUGGCGUCUCGCUUCUGCUGAACAACUAUGUCAACGAUGUUCAAGCAUUGGUCAGCAAGGGUGUACCGCUCAAGUGGGAAUCGUUCGUGCACGCCUACGAUCUGCAUGUACGGCAAUCAGGUUUCCCUGCCGGAGCUGGUAGCAUUCGAAGUGAGAGUAAACAUGUUCAGUUUGUGCGCGACUUCGCUGCCGCAACCUCGCUGCUUCAAAUGAAAGUUUCUACCCUGGUCAGCAUUAAUGCCACGGUCGAGAAGGCAUUAAAGGAUCUUGAGACCUGCCCUUACAACAAGGAUGCUUUCCAGCAGAACCUUGAAACUAUUCAGAAGUCCAUUGAUCAGCUUAACCUGGAGAAUUAUGCCAAUCUGGCCUCGUGGGUUUCUGAUAUGAAUGCGCGGAUUGAAGCUAUCCUCCUCGUGCGACUCAACCGAGCAAUCUCGUUGUGGAUCGAAGUCUUUAACAACGUGGAGGAUAGUGAUGAUACGCGACGACCUGUGAGCCAGCCUGCAUCGACAGAGUCUCCCGAAGUCAAGCCAACCCUGAUGCGUCUCACUCUUGAAAUCACCAUGCGCAACCAGGUCAUUUAUCUCAGCCCACCUGUCGAGUAUGCGCGAGCCAGCUGGCUUGAACAACUCCAGCAAUGGCUCGCGAUCAUUUGCACCCUGCAAAAGAUCAAGGCUUCGCGUUACGAGAUUCGGCUCGAGGCAAAUAGCGAUACAGCAGUCAGCCAAUUCUCUGAUCUUCCUAGUCGAUGCACUGAAUCUUUGAUUGAAGUGUACGGCGCUGUUGAGGGCAAACUUCGUGAGAUUUCCUCUUACGUGGACGAGUGGUUACAGUUCCAGUCUCUCUGGGACCUGCAAUCCGAGCAUGUAUACGACAUCCUGGGCGAGGACCUUUCGCGCUGGCUCCAACUUCUACAAGAAAUUCGCAAGACUCGUGCUACCUUUGACAAUUCCGAUAUUAGCCGUCGCUUUGGUUACGUCACAGUCGACUAUGACCAAGUGCAGGUCAAGGUGAAUGCCAAGUACGACCAGUGGCAGCAAGAGAUUCUCAUCAAGUUUGCGGGUAGACUGGGUCAGCGCAUGAACGAUGUCUACGUGCAAAUUGAGAAGGCACGCAAGGACCUUGAGAUGCAGACACUUGAAGCUUCUUCGACUGCCCAGGCUGUGUCGUUUAUUACGACUGUCCAGCAAUGCAAGAGGAAGGUUAUGGAAUGGGAGCCCGAGAUUUCGACCUUCCGACAAGGACAGGCUACUCUUGCACGACAACGAUACCAGUUCCCUCCAGAUUGGUUGCAGAUGGAGCAGAUUGAUGGCGAAUGGCAGACUUUGACUGAGGUCCUGGAGCGCAAGACCAAGAUUGCCAAUGACCAGGCCGACGCACUACGUGCCAAGAUCGCCGCGGAAGACAAGGUCGUCAACCAGAAGAUCGUCGAUAUUACCGGCGAGUGGGCAGAGAACAAGCCUGUUGCUGGUAACCUCGCGCCCGCCGAAGCUUCUCAAAUUCUAGCGAAGUUCGACCAGAAGCUCAACCAGUUGCAGACUGAAUCUGGGAACAUUUCCAAAGCAAAGGAGGCCCUCGGACUUCCCCCAUCGCCUGAAAAUGCACUGGAGACUUUGCUGGAGGAAGUGCAGGACUUCAAGUCUGUCUGGUCUGCACUUGGCACCAUCUGGGCCAGCAUUAACGAUCUUCGUGAUGUCCUUUGGACGAGCAUUCAGCCCCGCAAACUUCGUCAGAAUCUCGACAACCUAGUCAAACUGACCAAGGACAUGCCUAGUCGUAUGCGACAGUACCAAGCUUUCGAGUAUGUACAGACUACGCUCAAGCAACUUCAGAAGGAGAAUGCCAUUCUUGCUGAGUUGCGAUCUGAUGCCGUACGUGAGCGCCAUUGGGUCCGCAUCUUCAAGAGUUUGAGGCCGCACAAGCGGUACUCUGCCAUAUCCCUGACUCUGGGAGAUGUCUGGGACUUGAAGCUGGGGCCCAGUGAGAAGAUUAUUCGCGACGUCAUCACCCAGGCGCAGGGUGAGAUGGCUCUCGAAGAAUUUCUCAAGCAAGUUCGUGAGACGUGGCAGAAUUAUGCGCUGGAGCUCGUCAACUAUCAGAACAAGUGUCGACUCAUCCGUGGCUGGGACGACCUCUUCGCAAAGUGCAGUGAGAACCUCAAUUCUCUGCAGGCUAUGCGACAUUCACCCUACUACAAGGAAUUCGAAGAGGAAGCUUCAUCAUGGGAGGACAAGCUCAAUCGCGUACACGUCCUCUUUGAUGUCUGGAUCGAUGUCCAACGCCAAUGGGUGUACCUUGAAGGCGUCUUUACUGGAAACGCCGAUAUCAAACACCUCCUUCCCAUGGAAUCCUCGCGCUUCCAGAAUAUCAACUCUGAGUUCCUGUCUGUCAUGAAGAAGGUCUCACGCCAACCCUUUGUCCUCGAAGUCCUCAACAUCUCAGGUGUGCAGAAGUCCCUUGAGCGCCUCGCCGAGCUUCUCAACAAGAUCCAGAAGGCGCUUGGAGAGUAUCUAGAACGUGAGCGCGUCUCAUUCCCUCGGUUCUACUUUGUUGGUGACGAAGAUUUGCUGGAGAUCAUCGGUAACAGCAAUGAUGUCAUGCGUAUUGCUAAACAUUUGCGCAAGAUGUUUGCUGGUAUCUCCGGACUGAUUACCGACGAAGACGGCGUGAUCAAGGGAUUCACGUCCAAGGAGGGCGAGGAGGUUAUGCUGAGGAACGAAAUUUCGCUCAUCAAGACACCAAGGAUCAACGAGUGGCUUGGGGCCUUGGAGACGAAUAUGAAGACAACGUUGGCUGAGCUGACCUUUGAAGCCUACGAGGAGUUUUUGCAGCUUGUUGAGGCGGAUGCGAUGGAUCCCGAGGCGUUCAACGAGUACAUUGCCAAAUAUCCCACUCAGGUUGUCGUUCUCGGAACUCAGAUUGCGUGGACCCAUGCCGUGGAGAAAUCGUUGACAGAGGAGGGAACCAGCCUGCCACAGCUCUAUGAGAAGCAAGUCAACAUUCUCAAAUUGCUUGCUGCGGCCGUCUUGGGCGACCUCGCAUCUAUCCAACGUAGGAAGUGCGAGGAUCUCAUUACCGAAUUUGUCCAUCAACGCGAUGUCAUUCACAAGCUGCAGAAGGUAGGCGCGCGGUCACCUACGCAUCACUUGUGGCUGCUCUCCAUGCGCUACUGCUAUGAGCCUGGCAAUGAUCUGCUGCAGCGAUUGAAGAUUAAGAUGGCGAACGCAUCGCUGGACUAUGGAUUCGAGUACCUUGGAGUUGCUGAUCGUCUCGUCCGCACACCCCUUACAGAUCGCUGUUUCCUCACGCUCACACAAGCCCUCUGCCAGCGUCUCGGUGGUUCACCUUACGGGCCUGCUGGUACCGGUAAGACUGAAUCUGUCAAGGCUCUUGGUGUGCAACUUGGUCGCUUCACGCUCGUCUUUUGCUGUGAUGACACGUUCGAUUUUCAAGCCAUGGGUCGCAUCUUCCUCGGUAUCUGCCAAGUCGGUGCUUGGGGCUGCUUCGACGAGUUCAAUCGUCUGGAAGAGCGCAUUCUUUCCGCUGUUUCGCAGCAGAUUCAAAACAUUCAGCUCGGUCUCAAGAAGGGUAUUGAGGAUCCGAAAUCGCAGAUUGAGCUCAUUGGACGCCAGCUCAAGGUCAAUGCGAAUACUGGGGUUUUCAUCACAAUGAACCCUGGCUACGCGGGGCGAUCGAACUUGCCCGACAAUUUGAAGAAGCUGUUCAGAAGUGUCGCCAUGUCUAAGCCGGACAAGGAACUCAUUGCCGAAGUCAUGCUAUACUCGCAGGGUUUCUCGCAGGCCAAGGAGUUGUCGAAACAUGUCGUCCCAUUCUUCGACAGGUGCGCGACUGGUCUGUCCAAGCAGGCACAUUACGAUUUUGGACUACGUGCCCUGAAGAGUGUGCUGGUUAGCUCUGGUGGACUGAAGCGUGCACGCAUUGCUGCUCAGCAGGACUCGCAGAUUCCGGAUGAAGCGAUUAUGGAACCUCAAAUCAUCAUUCAGAGUCUUCGCGAGACCAUGGCACCCAAGCUUAUCCGGUCUGAUGUUGAUCUCAUGAAGGCGAUUCAAGAAGAAUCAUUCCCCGGUGUCGAAUACAUCCCUGCCCCACUGAAUGAGCUGACUGAGGCUAUUCGCAAGGUUGCUGCCAAGGAAAAACUGGUCGUUAGCGAUGCUUGGAUGACGAAGAUUAUCCAACUCUACCAGAUUCAAAACUUGCAUCACGGUGUCAUGAUGGUAGGUUCGUCGGGCUCCGGAAAAUCAACGGCCUGGAGAACACUCCUUGAGGCAAUGCAAAUGGUCGAGGGUGUAGAGGGUGUCAGCCACGUUAUCGAUCCGAAAGUCAUGUCCAAGGAACAACUUUACGGAACACUGGAUAGCACGACCCGCGAGUGGACUGAUGGUCUUUUCACCAGCAUUCUCCGCAAGAUUGUUGACAAUCUUCGUGGUGAGGAUAGCAAGCGCCACUGGAUCGUCUUCGACGGUGAUGUUGAUCCCGAGUGGGUUGAGAACUUGAACUCUGUUCUUGACGACAACAAGCUUCUUACGCUACCAAACGGAGAACGUCUCAAUCUGCCGUCAAAUGUUCGUAUCAUGUUUGAAGUCGAGACGCUCAAAUACGCCACCCUUGCGACGGUGUCUCGCUGCGGUAUGGUCUGGUUCAGCGACGAUACGGUUGACGUCGAUAUGAUGAUUACGAACUACACCAAUCACCUCAAGACGGUUGCCUUUGAUGAUAUUGAAGACGACUCAGUUGCGCCGGGUCAAAUGUCGCAGAAGACGUUGGCAACGCAGGGACUCAUUGCCGAUUUCUUGCACAUCAAGCUCACGCAAGAUCGCUUCGUUGAGAAGGCGCUCAGUAUGGCGAGGAAGUUCAACCACAUCAUGGAGUACACGGAUAUUCGUGCGCUCAACACGUUGUUCUCGCUGCUCAACAAGGCGUGUCGCAAUGUGCUGGAGUACAAUGUCUCGCAUCCGGAUUUCCAGCUCGAGGAUGAGAAAAUGGAGACGUACCUUGCGAAGAAGCUGCUCGUAGCUCUUGUGUGGGCACUGGUGGGUGACUGCCCGCUCUCUGAUCGCAAGCAGUAUGGAGACCUUAUUGCUGGUCUUACGGAUGUAGAGCUGCCACCGCUGAGCGAGUCUACAUCUCUCAUUGACUUUGAUGUUAAGCCUGACAAGCCAGAGUGGGAUAUGUGGCAGAACCAAGUGCCCCACGUCGAAGUCAACACUCACUCCGUCACCCAAACCGACGUUGUCAUUCCCACGCUUGAUACUGUCCGCCACGAAGAUGUUCUUUACUCGUGGCUCGCGGAACACAAGCCACUGCUUCUUUGUGGUCCUCCUGGUUCUGGAAAGACGAUGACGCUGUUUAGUGCAUUGCGAAAACUGCCAAAUAUGCAGGUCGUUGGCCUCAAUUUCUCGAGCGCGACGACGCCCGACCUGCUUAUCAAGACAUUUGAACAGCACUGCGAGUACAAGAAGACGCUUAAUGGUGUGCAACUUACGCCAACCCAGGUUGGUCGUUGGCUCGUUAUUUUCUGCGAUGAGAUCAAUUUGCCGGCACCAGACAAGUAUGGCACUCAACGCGCGAUCUCUUUCUUGAGGCAGCUUGUUGAGCAUAAUGGAUUUUGGAGGACGUCGGACAAGACCUGGGUUUCGCUUGACCGCAUCCAAUUUGUCGGUGCUUGCAACCCUCCCACUGAUGCUGGUCGUACGCCAAUGGGCCUGCGUUUCCUACGACAUGCGCCGCUUAUCAUGGUGGAUUACCCCGGUGAGACGUCACUACAUCAGAUCUAUGGUACUUUCAAUACUGCGGUGUUGAAGAUUAUCCCAACGCUGCGAGGAUAUGCGGAUGCUCUCACGAAAGCUAUGGUUCAGCUUUAUGCCGAGUCACAAAAGCGAUUCACACCUGAUAUUCAGCCCCAUUACGUUUAUUCGCCUCGUGAAUUGACGCGCUGGGUCCGAGGUAUCUAUGAAGCUCUUAGGCCGCUGGAGAGUCUCCCCGUAGAAGGUCUUGUGAGGAUCUGGGCCCAUGAAGCUCUCCGAUUGUUCCAGGAUCGUCUCAUUGCUGAAGAAGAGCGGCAAUGGACCGAGGAAUGUGUACACCGGAUCGCAACUGAACACUUCCCCACCAUCGACGAGGAGAAGGCUCUCGGAGGACCCAUUUUGUUCUCUAAUUGGCUGUCAAAGAACUACGUCCCUGUCGAACGUGAACAGCUACGUGACUUUGUCAAGGCGCGUCUCCGGACUUUCUGCGAGGAAGAAGUCGAUGUGCCGCUUAUCCUCUUCAACGAUGUGCUCGAGCAUGUUCUUCGCAUCGAUCGGGUCUUCCGCCAACCUCAGGGUCAUCUCAUCCUUAUUGGUGUGAGUGGAUCUGGAAAGACUACACUAUCGCGCUUUGUGGCUUGGAUGAAUGGUCUGAGCGUGUACCAGAUCAAGGUGCACGGCAAGUACUCUGGCGAAGACUUUGAUGAAGAUUUGCGCAAUGUGCUGCGUCGCUGUGGUUGUAAGGGCGAGAAGAUCUGUUUCAUCAUGGAUGAAGCCAAUGUCCUUGACUCGGGUUUCUUGGAGCGCAUGAAUACGCUACUUGCUAAUGCUGAGGUCCCCGGUCUGUUUGAAGGGGAUGAGUAUGCUUCAUUGAUGACGGCGAUCAAGGAGGGUGCACAACGACAGGGCACUAUUCUUGAUUCGCAGGAAGAGCUGUACAAGUGGUUUACUGAGCAGAUUGUCAAGAACCUUCACGUGGUGUUUACGAUGAACCCGCCUGAGGAAGGACUCUCGUCCAAGGCGGCUACUAGUCCUGCGCUGUUCAACCGUUGUGUGCUCAAUUGGUUUGGAGACUGGUCGGAUCAGGCUCUCUACCAGGUCGGCUCCGAGCUCACACACUCUGUGGAUCUAGAUCGUACAAACUAUGUCGCUCCCGAUACGAUUCCAAUUGCUUACCGGGGUCUCAGUCUUCCGCCAUCGCACCGUGAGAGCGUUGUCAAUGCCAUGGUUGCGGUGCACCACUCGCUCCGCAGCAAGAACGCUAAACUGCAGAAAACACAGAACCGCAAAAUGUACCUCACUCCACGUCACUUCCUUGACUUUGUCGCGCAAUACGUCAAGCUAUACAAUGAGAAACGCGAGGAUCUGGAGGAACAACAACGUCAUCUCAACGUCGGUCUAGAGAAGCUCCGCGAAACCUUUGACAAGGUCAAGGAGUUGCGGGCUAGUCUUGCGGAGAAGCAGACGCAACUCACGAAGAAGGAUGCCGAGGCUAAUGAGAAGCUGCAGCGCAUGGUCGCAGAUCAAAGAGAGGCAGAACAAAAGAAGGCUUCGUCCAUUGAGAUCCAGGCCAGGCUUGCAAAGGAUAAACAUGAGAUUCAAAAACGUCAAGAAGUGGUAGAACACGAUCUCGCAGCUGCAGAGCCGGCUGUCAUUGAGGCACAAAAGAGUGUGCAGAACAUUAAGCGUCAGCAUCUUACCGAAGUCCGAUCUAUGCAGAAUCCUCCUGCUGGUGUCAAGUUGGCGCUCGAAGCUGUUUGUACAAUUCUUGGGCACAAGUUGCCGGAUGGAUGGAAGACGAUUGUGUCGAUUGUCAGACGCGAUGACUUUAUUGCGAGUAUCGUGCAGUUUGACAACGAGAGGCAGAUGACUGCUGCACAUCGCCGGAAGAUGCAGACGGAGUAUUUGUCCAAGGAAGAGUUUACGUUUGAGAAGGUGAACCGUGCAUCCAAGGCUUGUGGACCGCUUGUACAGUGGGUUACUGCCCAGGUCACUUACUCUGAUAUCUUGGACCGCGUUGGGCCGCUGCGUGCGGAGGUGGACAAUUUGCAGAUGGAGUUGAGAAAGACGGAGGAAGGGGCCAAGGAGACGGAGGUUCUCAUUCAGAAUCUGGAGGACAGUAUUGGGCGGUACAAGACGGAAUACGCGGCGCUCAUUAGUGAGACGCAGGCUAUUAAAACGGAAAUGUCGACGGUCCAGUUCAAGGUCACGCGCAGUGUACGUCUGCUCGACAGCUUGUCUUCUGAACGUUCUCGUUGGGAGGAGAGCAGCAAGAGUUUCGAUUCCCAAAUCGACACGAUUGUCGGAGAUGUACUGGUUGCCGCGGCUUUCAUCGCAUAUGCCGGUUACUACGAUCAACAGUAUAGGAAGGCACUUACGGAAGAUUGGUUCGACCACCUCAAGCACUCGGGUAUCAGCUACAAAUCGCCAAAUCCCUUCACGGAGUACCUUUCGACCGCCGACGACCGCCUCACGUGGCAGCACAAUGGUCUGCCUGUCGAUGAUCUGUGCACUGAGAAUGCGAUUAUCCUGCAGAGGUUCAAUCGCUAUCCGCUUAUCAUCGAUCCAUCGGGUAGGACUACGGAAUUCUUGCAGAAUGAGUGUAAAGAGCGUCGUCUUACCGUCACAAGUUUCUUGGACGAUUCCUUCACAAAGCAGCUCGAGAGUUCCUUGCGGUUUGGUAAUCCGAUUCUCAUCCAGGACGCCGAGCAUUUGGAUCCGAUUCUCAACCAUGUGCUCAACAAGGAGUACCAAAAGACUGGUGGGCGUGUGCUUAUCCAGCUUGGCAAGCAAGAGAUUGACUUUUCGCCUUCGUUCCGCUUAUAUCUCUCCACGCGCGAUCCCUCGGCCAACUUUGCACCGGAUAUCUGCAGUAGGACCACAUUUGUCAACUUCACGGUCACGCAGAGUAGUUUGCAGACGCAGACGCUCAAUGAGGUACUCAAGUCGGAGAGGCCAGAUGUGGAUGAGCGGCGCUCGAAUCUCAUCAAGAUGCAAGGAGAGUUUGCAGUACAUCUGAGACAGUUGGAGAAGCGUCUCCUUCAAGCGCUCAACGAAUCACGAGGCAAUAUUCUCGACGACGACCGCGUUAUCGAGACGUUGGAGACACUCAAGAAGGAAGCCAAGGAUAUCUCCGACAAGGUCUCCGAGACUGCAGGUGUCAUGACCGAGGUCGAAAACAUUACAAAAGAGUACACGGUCGUUGCGAGAUCCUGCUCUGCCAUCUUUGCCGUACUGGAGCAAUUGCACCACCUCAAUCACUUUUACCAGUUCUCGCUGCAGUACUUUACACAGAUUUUUGAGACGGUGCUGAAGAAGAUUCGCAAUUCGUCAACUGUAGGGUAUGCGGCGCGCAUUGAACAGAUUAUAUCGGAGCUGUUUGUUGAUGCAUACCGUCGGACGUCGCUGUCGCUGCUACAGAAGGAUCGCAUUACCUUUGCCAUGUUGUUGGUGCAGGCAGCGCCCUACAAGAUGGACAAGACCCAUAUUGACAAGAUUUUGGAUCCAGAUGUUGUGGGAAUUGAUGUGUCAACCGAGACUGAACGCAAGGACGAGGCUAUGGAACGAGCAAGCAAGAUUCCGAUGUUCAGAGAAGAACUGCCCAAGGUCGAAGCCGCUGCCUGGGACGCUUUCCUCAACGAAGAAUUGGCUGAACGACAUGUACCGCAAGUGUGGCCAGAGGAUCUCGCAAACUUUGACAAGCAUCUUCGCGCUUUGAUCCUCGUCAAGUUGUUCCGUGUGGACCGCUUCGUACCUGCUGUCGAACGCUUCGUUACCGAGGUGUUUGGAAAGGGUCUGCUAGAUGCCAGUGGAGAUCUCGGCGACAUUGUCAAACAAGUCAAUGCAACGACACCUGUCGCCCUUAGCUCCUCUCCCGGCUUCGACGCCAGUUAUAAAGUCGACAACCUCGUUUCGCGUGAACAAGUCACAUGCUCCAAUAUUGCCAUGGGUUCUAACGAAGGUGCCGCAACGGCGGAUAAAGCCAUUGCCAAUGCUGCUACAACGGGCAAUUGGGUGUUGGUCAAGAACGUGCAUCUCGCACCACAGUGGCUGCAGUCGCUAGAGAAGCGACUCGAGGCGCUCAAACCUAACCCAGACUUCCGCCUCUUCCUUUCCAUGGAAUCGAGCCCUAAGAUUCCCGUCAACCUCCUCCGCGCCAGCAGAAUCCUCAGCUACGAGCAACCCGCGGGUAUCCGCGCCAACAUGCGAGACUCGCUCUCGUCGCUCUCCGACCGCGCGACCAAGCCGCCGAUUGAAAAGGCUAGGGUCUACCUGCUCCUCAGCUUCCUGCACGCUGUGGUCCAGGAACGACUGCGGUACGCGCCCAAUCUCGGAUGGAAGGGCUUCUGGGAGUUCAACGACAGCGACUACGAAUGCGCCGCCUUCAUCAUCGACGUCUGGGUCGAGCGUGUGGCUGGCGGUCGAUCGAACAUUGCGCCCAGCAAGAUUCCUUGGGAAAUGAUACGCACCCUCAUUACGGAAAUGUACGGUGGCAAGAUUGACGAUGAGGCAGAUUACAAGACAUUAUCGCAGCUCGUGGAGCGCGUCCUCACGCCUGCGGCGUUUGAGGCCGAUUGGGAACUGGUGCCUAGAACUGGUGGUGCCGGUGCAGAGGCAGGUGGCCUCUGUCUCCCGAGUGAAACCGGGUGGAAGGCGUUUAUGCAGUGGGUGGCCGAGUUGCCGGAACGCGAACCCCCGACUUUCCUGGGCCUGCCGGGCAAUGCGGAGAAGUUGUUGUUGGUGGGCUGGGCUGGUGGGGUUGUCGAGGGGUUGAGGAAGGUUGGGGGGAUGUUGGAUGAGGGUGAGGUUUUGGGGGGUGAUGCGGGUGUGGAGGGUGAGGGGGCGGGGGAGACGGUGGGGGCUUGA
Plenodomus lingam JN3 is the source of this 13119-nucleotide messenger RNA. RefSeq lists its product as uncharacterized. Gene Ontology annotation, molecular function: dynein intermediate chain binding; minus-end-directed microtubule motor activity; ATP hydrolysis activity. Lineage: Eukaryota; Fungi; Ascomycota; Dothideomycetes; Pleosporales; Leptosphaeriaceae. Gene Ontology annotation, biological process: cytoplasmic microtubule organization; nuclear migration; mitotic spindle organization. The record is from RefSeq and is a predicted model, not a curated record. Gene Ontology annotation, cellular component: cytoplasmic dynein complex; cell cortex; cytoplasmic microtubule.